This is a messenger RNA of Solanum dulcamara, 1489 nucleotides long. RefSeq lists its product as uncharacterized. Gene Ontology annotation, cellular component: transcription repressor complex. Bases 76 to 1107 code for a protein of 343 amino acids. Lineage: Eukaryota; Viridiplantae; Streptophyta; Magnoliopsida; Solanales; Solanaceae. The record is from RefSeq and is a predicted model, not a curated record. The transcript has 7 exons.
AUCAAAUUCUAUUAAUCUCUUUCUUCUCCCCCUAAUAAUAAAUAACCCAAAAAAUUUCCCCGCCAACACCAAAGCAUGGCACUUUCUACCCCGCCAGCUCCGCCGGAUCCUCCCCCUGCCGCCGCCGCCGCCACCACCACUAUCACCGCCAUCACAACAACCGAUGCAGCUAUAACCACCGCUAGCACCACAAGACCAAUUUUCUCUAAUCCCAUAAGACCACCCACCCCUUUUUCCCUCCAAUCUUCUCAUUACCCACCUACCCAACGCCUACCGCCCUCAUCCAAUCCCAAUUACUCUCAGUUAGUCCUAAAACCUCCUAAUCCCGACCCACAACCUCAUUUUCACGGUAUUCUCUACCCGGUUGCUUCUUCCGGUCGCGGGUUUUUGCCCAAACCUAGUAAUUACCCCAAUCGGCCAGUUGUUAGCCACCCCGCGUCUAGACCACCUUUUGGGAUGAAUCAUAUGGAUCCGGGUUCGGGUCAGUCUGCGGGUGUUAGACCGACUCAUUUGCAACAUGCUCUUCUUGGGUCAUCUCCUACUGUCAAUUCUGCUGUUCCUGCGGCUUCGGGUGGUGUCUUGCCUGGUGCGGUUAAGGGAUUUCCAGUAGUCAGUUCUUCGCAUCCUAAGAUUGCUCCUACUCAGCCUUCCAUUUCAGAUUGUAAUGGUUUCAGAGAGAAGAGGGACAGAAGUAAGGAUGACACCUUUGCUAUAAUCAGAGACAGAAAGGUCCGAAUUUCUGAUAGUGCUUCUCUCUACACCCUCUGUCGCUCAUGGUUGAGGAAUGGGCUUCCAGAUGAAACUCAGUCCCAAUACAUGGAUGGGGUAAGAUCUCUUCCUAGACCUUUGGCACUGGCUCCACAAGAUGCUGAAUCUCCUGUGAAAAAGGAUGGAGAUAAAGAAGAAGAGGAAGAGGAUGGGGAAUCUGUUGAGCAUUUAUCUCCAAAAGAACUUUUGCAAAGACAUGUCAAGCGUGCUAAAAGGAUUAGAUCGCGAUUAAGAGAAGAAAGGCUUAGAAGGAUUGCAAGAUACAAAACCAGGCUUGCUCUUCUCCUCCCUCCAAUGGUAGAGCAGCAAUUCAGAAACGAUCCAGCUUCUGGAAACUAAACUAUUCAAAGAUUCAACAACUUACUGGUCCUUGGGCUCUCUCAUCUGCACCCUGCUGGAGCGCUCAUAUUUCGUCUUCAUAUAUAUUCUCAGACUUUGGGGAGUGCUCAGGUUCUCGAUGUUGUUGAAAUUGGGGGUAAAAUGGUGUAUUCUGGUGCAAUGCGUCUGUAGAACGGGCGGGCUUUAUAGUGUAAUUUAAUGUUGCUUGUUAGCUAGUAUUUUAUUUAAUCUACUAUAUCAUUCAACAGUAUCACCUAUGUCUAUUAGAAUAGGAGGUGUAAUGAUAUGGAUAGGCUAGGAAAUAAAUCAUCAAUGUUUUUGAAUUAUAAUUUAGUAGUUCUGGUGAUGUUGGAACUGUGUAUUUAACUGAGAAUUUUGAGUA